AUGGUCCAAAAGAAGCCCACCACAGCCAGCACGGCCACCAAGUCCAGCGGGCCCUCAAAGCUCACCACCCCCUCCGCCACCCCGCUGCUGACAUCCGCCUUCUCGCCCGCGCACCUGCGCCUGUCGCUCUUCGCCUCGACGAUCCUGGGCCUCGACGCCGUGCGGCUGCGCAUCCACGACACAGUCACCGGCCGUCUGCGCUGCGAGCACGCGCUCGACAAGGGCGUGUCCGUCAACUCGCUCGCCUGGGGCACCGUCCCCAGCGCCGCCGCCGCGGCGGCCGCCGGCGCAAAGAAGAAGCGCAAGAGGGUCGACGGCGGCGGCGCCGAGGAGGCGGCGGUGGUGGUUGCGGCGGCGACGAGUAGAGGGGAGGUGCUGCUGUUCUCGCCGAGUGAGGGCGUGGUGGUCGGCGUGCUGGAGGGAGGCCAUAUUGGGGAGGUGAGGCAGUUUGUGUUUUCGGGGGAGAAGGAGGAGGGGAGGGGGUGGAGUUGUGGGGUUGAUGCGAAGCUGGUUGAGUGGGAUCUGAGGAGGAGGCUGCAGAUGAGAACAAUCAACCUCCCCGACGCCGCCAUCCGCCGCCUCGCCUACGCGCCGCCCGCCGCCGUGCUCUGCGCCUCGCACACAACCUACGCCAUCAACCACCACAACCCGGGCAUGACCGCACCCGCAAAGUUCACCGCCAACACCACGCCCAUCCACACCCUCGCCACCUCGCCCGACCACACGCGCUUCCUCUCCGCCGCCGACUCGGACCGCUUCAUCAACGUCUUCGCCCUCGCCGGGUCCAGGAGCAUCGGCGCCCUCGUCGCCGAAGCCGACGUCACAUCCAUCGCCGUCUGCCCCACCGCCGACCUCCUCCUCGCCGUCACCACCGACGGCCUCGUCGAGCUCUUCACCGCCCCCUUCGACCCCGCGGGCGCCGCCGACGCCGCGGCAUCCCCAACCGCCGCCAGGAAGCGCAAGGCGCUCACCAAGAAGGGCGCCGCCAAGGUGACGGUGGUCCGCCCCGGCAGCAAGGAGCGCGUGGCGAUCGCGGACGCUUCGGUCCAGGGCGACGACAUCGUCGUUGCCUGGGUCGAGAGCGGCGUCAACAUGGAGUUCGAGAAGCUCCGCUGGGCCAGCGCCGAGUCGGGGUCUUUGGUCCUGACCGGCACGGUCGAGAUUGCGCGCACGAGCACCGUCCGUGUCGGCGGUGGUGGCGCGGCGACUGGCUCGACGCUGAACGGCGUCAAGGACCUGGGGAAGGCCUCGGUCGACGAGAGUAAGUCUGUCGUUGUCGGCGGCACCGACGCGCAGGACAUCGGCAUGGAAGACGCGCCCAGCGACGCCGACGACCUCGACCUCUCAUCCGACGAAGACGCCGCCGCCGCCGCCCCCGCCGCCGCCGACGAGCCCUCCUUCGCCGAGAAGUUCCAAGCCCUCGAAGUCAAGACCCUCCACAGCACCGCGCUCACCACCACCGCCGCCUCCACCGCCGCCACCACCAUCAAGAAGCCCACCGCCCCCGCCGCCGGCUCCCUCACCACCGUCCUCACGCAAGCCCUCAAAACGCACGACACCCAGCUGCUCGAGUCCUGCCUGCACGUCACGGACUCGCCCUCCAUCAUCGCGACCGUGCGCCGCCUCAGCUCGACCCUCGCCGUGGACCUGCUCGAGCGCCUCGCGGAGCGCAUCGCGCGCCGCCCCGGCCGCGCCGGGUCCCUCGGCGUGUGGGUGCGCUGGACGCUCGUCGCGCAUGGCGGGUAUCUCGUCUCGCUGCCGGACCUCAUGAGUACGCUGGCGGGCCUGUAUUCGACGCUGAAUAGUAGGGCGGGCGCGCUGCCGAGGCUGCUGGCGCUGCAGGGGAGGCUGGAUAUGUUGAGGGCGCAGGUGGAUCUGAGGAAGGUGAUGAGGGGCGAUGAGGAGGUGGAGGAGGAGGAGGAGAGGGGCGUGCUGUAUGUGGAGGGGCAGGAUGAUGGGGAGGAGUCGGAUGAGGAGCCGGAGGAGGUGGGGAUGCAGGGGUUGGUGAUUGAGGAUGCGAGCUUUAUUGGGGGGAAGGUGGGGGGUGAGGAGGAUGUGGAGGAGGAGGAGGAGGAGGAGGAGGAGGAGGAGGAGGAGGAGGAGGAAGAGGAGGAUGACGAGGAAGAUGAAGAUGAAGAUGAGGAAGAGGAGAAGGGCUUCUUCGAUAUCGAGGCCAGCGAGGCCAGCGAGGACGAGGACGAGGACGAAGUGGACUACGACGACGUCGACGUCCAGGUCCUGGACUCGGAGGAGGAGGAGGAAGAGCAGCAGAGAAAGUCUGCAAAGUCCAAGAGCAAGAGCAGACGGUGA
Morchella sextelata is the source of this 2310-nucleotide messenger RNA. RefSeq lists its product as uncharacterized. The transcript is spliced from 2 exons. NCBI's taxonomy places the organism in Eukaryota, Fungi, Ascomycota, Pezizomycetes, Pezizales, Morchellaceae. Bases 1 to 2310 code for a protein of 769 amino acids. Gene Ontology annotation, molecular function: protein binding. The record is from RefSeq and is a predicted model, not a curated record. Gene Ontology annotation, cellular component: nucleolus. Gene Ontology annotation, biological process: maturation of SSU-rRNA from tricistronic rRNA transcript (SSU-rRNA, 5.8S rRNA, LSU-rRNA).